CGAUACGCCCUGCUCAGCUCUACACUGUCCAUAUCAUUCGGAGACUUGCAAACAUAAAGCCAGGUAAGGCCCAUGUAUGCGUUCGUCUAACUCGCUCUAUUUUCCCUUUACUUCCUCUUUCCUCUCUGGUGAAAGUCAACUACAGAAGCCCUCAUCUAGAUUGCCGUUGGUUCUGCAAUUUUUCUUUACUGGAUUAGUUUGAUCUUCUCUUACCGUCUCUCUCUCUGUUUAGGUUGAUAAGGCUGAAAGAGGCAAGUUGAAGUCUAUAUGUGAUGUCAGAAAAAUUCCCUAAGGCUGACAAGAUGAAGGGUGGUAAUUAUAUGAAGAAUCUUCAGACUUACAACGAAAGAAUUGUUGAUAGUGCUGGAGUGGAGGAAGAAGAAUUUGACAAGUGAAGGUCCAAGGCAAACGAUGAUCAGGAAGGAUAUGGAGGGGAAUAUGCUUUUUGGUUGAUCAAUAAGCUCAAGCCUUCGGACCUAUAAACUUGGCCGUGUUGGUUUUGGAUUGAAAUCUCUGCUUCCAAGGCGCCUAGACACCAUGCAAACAAGGAAAAUUUUUGGGAUUUCCCUGUCCCUGAUUAUCAUUAACAUGGCUGCUAUAAUGGAGCGAGCUGAUGAAAAUCUCCUUCCAUCUGUUUACAAAGAAGUCAGUGAAGCUUUUUCUGCAGGGCCAUCUGAUCUUGGUUAUCUGACUUUUAUACGCAAUUUCAUUCAGGGAUUGGCUUCUCCAGUAGCAGGUAUAUUAGCGAUUAGUUAUGACCGCCCUACUGUUCUUGCGGUUGGUACUCUCUGCUGGGCCUUGUCAACAGCUGCAGUAGGUGUUAGCCAGGACUUUUUACAAGUUGCAUGUUGGAGAGCAGUAAAUGGUUUUGGACUGGCUAUUGUGAUUCCAGCACUUCAGUCUUUCAUUGCUGAUAGCUAUGUUGAUCGUGUGCGAGGGACUGGUUUUGGGUUUCUAAAUCUCGUUGGUACUGUGGGUGGUAUAGGAGGUGGAGCAAUUGCUACAGUUAUGGCUGGUCAUAAUUUCUGGGGUAUACCUGGAUGGAGAUUUGCCUUCAUGGUGAUGGCAGCAUUGAGCUGUUUGAUUGCUUUUCUUGUUCAUGCAUUUGUUGCUGACCCAAGAAGAAGAACUACUACUAACCACGAUACCAGCCAGGCUUUGUUCAGGGAUGAAGUGAUGGAUAAGGGAAAUGCUAACUCAGUGUCACUUUGGGUGGAAUCAUGGCAAGCAAUGAAAGCUGUUACAAGAGUUCCCACUUUCCAAUACAUUGUGUUGCAGGGUCUUGUUGGUUCACUGCCUUGGACAGCCCUAGUAUUUUUGACGCUGUGGUUUGAACUAAUUGGUUUUGAUCACAACAGUUCAGCAGCCCUUGUCGGUAUCUUUGCUGCUGGAUGUGCACUGGGGUCUUUCGUUGGUGGAAUAAUUGCAGAUCAAAUGUCACGCUUAUACCCAAAUUCAGGGCGCAUAAUGUGUGCACAGUUCUGUGCUUUUAUGGGCAUUCCAUUCUCAUGGUUCCUUCUGAGAGUUAUCCCACAGUCUGUGAGCAGCUAUUCGACAUAUGCUGUCACCCUCUUCUUGAUGGGCCUUACUAUUAGCUGGUGUGCUACUGCUACAAAUGGUCCAAUGUUUGCUGAGGUUGUCCCUGUGAAACAUCGGACCAUGAUUUAUGCAUUUGAUCGUGCUUUUGAAGUAUCCUUUUCUUCUUUUGCUGCCCCUGUGGUUGGAAUUCUUGCAGAAAAGAUGUAUGGCUACGAUCCAAAAUCUGUUGAUCCUGUUGUAGGGUCCGGAAGAGAAGCCUUGGCUUUGUCAAGAGGCCUUUUCUCCAUGAUGGCAGUUCCAUUUGGUUUGUGCGGUUUAUUUUACACACCUUUGUAUUGGAAUUUCGGGCAUGAUCGAGAAAAUGCUAGAAUUGCUACCGCAAAAGAAACAGAGAUGAUAUGACAGUUUUAUCGACAUUGUUGGUUUUUUUUUCUUCUUUUUUGAAGCAUUAUUUUGUUAGCCAACUGAGAAAUGAACUAUUACAUCAUAACUGAAAUCCAUACUUUUUACGUCCUACAUUUUGCAUGAUGUAUUUAAACUCUAUCAUUGAGAUUUUAUUCAAAA
Molecule: messenger RNA, 2103 nt
Organism: Coffea arabica (coffee)
Lineage: Eukaryota; Viridiplantae; Streptophyta; Magnoliopsida; Gentianales; Rubiaceae
Source: RefSeq, a predicted model, not a curated record